AUGCGGCAAAUGUAAUAAAAAGUGUUAUUAAAUCGUUCGAAGAUUUAAGAAAUCCUGUUGCGUUUUCACAAAUGUGGAAAGAAAUAUUACAAUUUUGUGAAGACCAUAAUUUAACAAUUGAAAAACCAUUUCAAAGUUGUAAAAGAAAAAGGUUACAGCCAAAAAGCCUAUCAAGUUUUGUCAUGAGUACAACUACAAGUGCUCAAUACAACACUCCUGAGGAAUUAGAGGAAAGUAAAGAAGAUUAUUUCAGAUGUCAUGCUUAUUUUCCUAUAUUGGAUUGUAUAAUUGAGAAUAUGAAUAAACGAUUCACGCCCGAAAGUUUAGAAAUGGCAACAUCUAUAGAUAACUUUUUCAAACUAGAUUUUGCACUAAGAUUUGUUAAGUAUUUCUGA
Messenger RNA from Myzus persicae (green peach aphid), 395 nucleotides. RefSeq lists its product as uncharacterized. The record is from RefSeq and is a predicted model, not a curated record. NCBI's taxonomy places the organism in Eukaryota, Metazoa, Arthropoda, Insecta, Hemiptera, Aphididae. Bases 72 to 395 code for a protein of 107 amino acids. The transcript has 3 exons.